CGGCAGCAGAUCAUAUAUGACAAGGUCAUAAUGGCAGUUGAUUACUCAAGAUAUUUGGCCGAGAAUGUUCUCAAUGAACAUCGCACAGUCACACAUCGCUCUCUCAGUCGGGCUUUGAAGGUCCAUACCAAUCUGGCUAAGCAGAUGCUCUAUGAAUUUCACCGGCACGAGAACGCGAAGAAACCCCAGAGUGUGAAUGCGACAUAUGUUAUUGUGGGCACUCCGAAGCUGCCCGAGAAGUCAGAGACGAAUGGGUUUCAUGUAAAGGAGGAUGGAGAUGCCAUUAUGCAGAGCAGCCCGUAUUUGAGCAGCUCUAUGCCCCAGCAGGAUGCUGCACAGGAGCAGGUUUCAACUACGUCAAUCACGUUGGUCCGAGAGGAGGACUUGGAAGAUGCCAAAUCGACGUUCCAGUUCAUCGCCUCGAUUCAUAUAUACAGCUUACAGCCCGCGGUACUGCCGGAUCUCAAUGUCUUGACAGACGUUAGCAGGGAAUUAGCACUUACAUUUCCUAACGAUGACCCCUUAGAGUGCGGAUCACAAUGGGGCAUGAUAUUGAAUAAGAAUGUCAAGCGACGGACAGGUGUCCGUCCGGCAGCACCGCCAGCCGCUCAACUUCCAAAGACCUCAUCAAGUACUACUACAGCACCUGUCAAACCACCUUUCCAAAAGGAGGCAGCACCAGAGACAACAAUUCCGGCGUCCAAGACCACAUCACAACCCUCGAAAGCGACAGAAAAGACCGCGCCAGUAAAACGCGAGAAGAGCAACUUGUUCACUUCGUUCGCCAAGGCGAAGCCGAGGGAAAAGAAAGAAGUUUCAGCUACACCAGCCAUCUCAAAUACUGAAUCGGCCGAACCCAGUGGUGGAGAAGAUGUUGUCUUGGACGAUGCCUCUGAAGAAGAAGCCGAACAACUCUUCCCCGACACAGACAAACGAGCUUCUCCAACCGAUCGUGAGACGAGAAAGGAACGCGAGGAGAAGCUCAGGCAGAUGAUGGAAGAUGACGACGACGAGGAAAUGCCCGAUGCAGCAGAAACGCCCAGAGAACCGACACCACCAAUUGAGCAGCCACCUAAGGAGCCCGAGCUGAAAGAGCAAGCCUCAGUGCAGGGCGGCCGGCGAAGGGGUCGCCGUCAAGUCAUGAAGAAGAAGACAAUGAAGGACGAAGAAGGAUAUCUAGUCACUGUCGAGGAGCCCGUCUGGGAAUCGUUCUCAGAAAGCGAGGCACCGCCUCCAAAGAAGAAGCCAGCAGUGAGCGCUCCAAAGGGAAAGCCACCUGCAAAGGCUGGCCAAGGCAGCAUUAUGUCAUUUUUCUCAAAGAAAUAGCCAGCGCUGUCUGGGUUCCAGGACAAACGAGCGCCUUAUUUACCAAUACUUGACUUAUAGUUAACUAUAACCUAAAGAUCAUAUCCCUGUUACCAUAAUCAUCCUUCAUCCUGCUACCGUUGC
Messenger RNA from Penicilliopsis zonata CBS 506.65, 1449 nucleotides. RefSeq lists its product as hypothetical. Gene Ontology annotation, molecular function: DNA-directed DNA polymerase activity. NCBI's taxonomy places the organism in Eukaryota, Fungi, Ascomycota, Eurotiomycetes, Eurotiales, Aspergillaceae. Gene Ontology annotation, biological process: DNA strand elongation involved in DNA replication; DNA synthesis involved in UV-damage excision repair; DNA replication. The transcript is spliced from 9 exons. Gene Ontology annotation, cellular component: delta DNA polymerase complex; nucleus. Bases 31 to 1326 code for a protein of 431 amino acids. The record is from RefSeq and is a predicted model, not a curated record.